Molecule: messenger RNA, 2862 nt
Organism: Triticum dicoccoides
Lineage: Eukaryota; Viridiplantae; Streptophyta; Magnoliopsida; Poales; Poaceae
Product: jasmonoyl--L-amino acid synthetase GH3.5-like
Exons: 5
Coding region: 501-2555 (684 amino acids)
Cellular component (GO): cytoplasm
Molecular function (GO): acid-amino acid ligase activity
Source: RefSeq, a predicted model, not a curated record
UCCAGUUUGGAUUUUGAUUGGGGGCCGCUCCGCUCUGUUCCACGAGCCGGAGGGGCUCUGCUCUGCUCUUCUUGUUUCUGCCGGCCUGCCUCUGUUCUCUUGUCUUUCGCCGGCCGGCCGGGGAUAUACUGCUCCGUAAAGUCGCCCCAAUUUGAUUUUGUUCCGCCCGGCCCGGGGUAAAAUACUGCUUCAUUGAUACGCCCACCUCCAAGAAUAUACUUCUUCUGCUCCUAAAAGGGGCUAGAUUUUGGCUUUGAUUUGAUUUUCUUGGGACGAAUUCGUCAAGCUUUCCGAAACCAAUCUCCUCGUCUUCGUCUUGAACGCCGAAACAGAGGAUUCUUGGAGCAACAACACCAGGAAUCGUUCGUGCCGCGCCUUGUCUUUCCGUCCUUCUAGAAGCUCCACCAGAAAAUUCUUCCCCGGGUCAACGAGCCACCAGAACCUCACAGUCCCCGCGUCCACUGUCGAAUGUCGCUCCGAUUCGCGCUCCCACCAUCCCCAUGGUCGGAGCACACACGGCAUGCUACGGCACUGCUACCAGUACUACCAUAUUCCCUCCUCUCCUCUGCUGCUCCCGUUCUUCCAGGCGGCGGCGGCAGCUUUGGAUCAGUUUCCACGGCCACCCACCCACCCACCCACCCACCUCCACCGGCCCGUUCCUGCUCCGGCGAGCUCGUCGACACCUGGAGCAAACACAUUCUUAUCCCGGGCAUCAUCUGGCCAUGUUUGCGCAGUUCGUGCGUCGAUUUGCUUCCCUUUUCGGGGCUGUUACUAGAACAGGUGAUAGAGCCAGGAUUCUGCCAGCACAAAUGACGAUCUGUAGCUGCGAGGAGACCAUCAAUGAGUUCGAGAUGUUGACGCGCGAUGCUGGGCGCGUGCAGCAGGAUACGCUGAAAAGGAUCCUUGAGGCGAAUGCCGAUGCUGAAUAUCUGAGGCAGUUUGGCCUCGACGGGAGGACUGAUGCCCAGAGCUACAAAUCUUGCAUCCCGCUGUGCGUGCACAGCGACGUUGAACCUUUCAUCCAGAGGGUUGUUGAUGGUGAUAGCGCACCAGUGCUCACCGGGAAGCCCAUCACCUCCCUCUCCCUCAGUUCUGGUACGACGCAGGGGAAGCCUAAGUUCCUGCCAUUUAAUGAUGAAUUACUUGAGAACACACUUCAAAUAUUCCGUACUUCGUACGCAUUCAGGAACCGUGAAUACCCUAUCGGCGAAGGAAAGGCCUUGCAAUUUGUUUAUGGUAGCAAGCAAUCCUUGACGCCUGGUGGCAUCCUUGCUACAACUGCAACUACAAACCUGUACCGGAGUCAGCGCUACAAGGAAGGGAUGAAGGAUAUCCAGUCUCAGGGCUGCAGCCCCGACGAAGUCAUCUUUGGCCCUGACUUCAACCAAUCCUUGUACUGUCACUUGCUCUGUGGGUUGAUAUAUUCGGACGAGGUCCAUUUUGUGUUCUCGACGUUUGCUCACAGCCUAGUGCAUGCAUUUCAAACAUUGGAGGAGAUCUGGGAAGACCUCUGUGCUGAUAUAAGAGACGGUGUUCUUUCAGAAAGAAUCACAGUACCAUCAAUUCGCGGGGCUGUUUCAAAGAUUCUGAAGCCCAACCCCGAGCUUGCUGACUCGAUCCACAACAAGUGUGCGGGCUUGAGCAACUGGUAUGGUGUGAUCCCGGCACUGUGGCCCAAGGCAAAGUACGUGUAUGGCAUCAUGACAGGGUCCAUGGAGCCGUAUCUGAAGAAGCUGCGGCAUUAUGCUGGGCAUUUGCCGCUGAUCGGUGCUGACUACGGCGCGUCCGAAGGAUGGGUUGGCUCUAACAUUGACCCCACGGUACCGCCUGAGCAGGUGACGUAUGCUGUUCUGCCGCAGACUGGUUAUUUUGAGUUCAUUCCUUUGGAGAAGCCAACAGGGGAGGAGACGGAGAACAGUGCAGCUAUUCAUUACAUCGAGUCCGAGCCGGUUGGCUUAACUGAAGUUGAGGUUGGCAAAAUCUAUGAAGUUGUGCUCACUACCUUUGCAGGCCUAUAUCGCUACAGACUAGGAGACGUGGUGAAGAUAGCGCGCUUCCACAACUCGACGCCGGAGCUCCAGUUCAUCUGCCGCAGGAGCCUGGUGCUGAGCAUCAACAUCGACAAGAACACCGAGAAGGACCUGCAGCUGGCCGUCGAGGAGGCGGCGAAGCUUCUGGAAGGGGAGAAGCUGGAGAUCGUGGACUUCACGAGCUACGUGGAGAAGUCGAGCAACCCGGGCCGGUACGUGAUCUUCUGGGAGCUGAGCUCUGAGGCCACAGACGAUGUUCUGAGCGGGUGCGCCAACGCGCUGGACCUGGCAUUCCUCGACGCGGGCUACAUGGGGUCGAGGAAGAUCAAGACCAUUGGCCCGCUCGAGCUCCGGGUCCUGAGGAAGGGCACAUUCAGGGAGAUCCUACUCCAUUUCCUGACCCUAGGAGGCGCGGUGAGCCAGUUCAAGACGCCCCGGUUCGUGAGCCCGGGCAACGGCAAGGUGCUGCAGAUCCUGAACCGGAACGUGACCAAGAGCUACUUCAGCACCGCGUAUGGGCUAUGACAGAAGCAAGAAUAAUUGCCUGCUGCUAGAUUUAGCAGGGGCGUGUAAUUACCUUUCUUUUUCUUUUUUUGCUGGUACCUUUUAGUAGUCUCCUCAAGAAGGAACCGUUUGUUUUAGUCUGUUGGAAUAAUGUUUUCUUCUUUCUUUCUUUCUUAUAUGAUCAAUCUGGUGCUGGGGCUAGAAUCCUUGUAAAUUGUCAGUCUGCAUGCAGUUGUAGCGAAAUGUAUGAAAUGAGGAGAAAGAAAGAAAGAAAGAAAGAAAGAAAGAAAGCUAGUGUUAAUUUGCAUGACUUGUAAUGCUGUGAACA